This is a messenger RNA of Rodentolepis nana, 1359 nucleotides long. The record is from the annotation of a GenBank genome assembly. NCBI's taxonomy places the organism in Eukaryota, Metazoa, Platyhelminthes, Cestoda, Cyclophyllidea, Hymenolepididae.
AUGAACCUUUCAGAAUAUAGCGUAUUUCUAAUUACUGAUAUACCUAGUCGACUAAAAACGGCUGAUUUACGUCGAGUUUUUUCACAGCACAUUGAAGCCGGUUUGUUUGGUUGCUUUCAUUAUCGACAUCGUCCUGUUUCUUCUCGAAUACCUCUUCUUUCCUGCAACAGGUUGGAUGUUAAAACUCUCCUCUGUAUUUUAAAACAGCAUCGUACAACAAAGGCUCUAAGUUGUACCGCUCUUAUAUCUAUCAAACCUGAACGUGUUGAGUGGCUUUUGUCGUCAUUCGAGGAUACUUGGUGUACAGACGACCAGUGUGGAAAUUAUCCUAUUUGCAAAUUCUUUCCUGUUACUUAUGAUUCUUCAGAUUUGCAUUCACUUAAGAAGCUUUGUGAGUUUAAUCCCCCUUCAUGGUUGCCUCGAGGAAAUGUUGGAACCCCAACGUCUCACUUUUUUUCUCUUAUUAAAUCUUGUCAGUUAAGUCCAGCGUUAAUUAAAAAUCUCAAACUCAACUUCCCCCUGUCAAGAAUUAACCGAAAAUACGGUAAUGUUCCUUACGAAUACAACGAUCACGAUACUUACGAUAUUACUGGCAGCCAGUUUUAUGAUGAUCAGUCAGAUAUUUUGGUCAAAUCAUGUGAAAUAAAAACCAAAAGCGGUCUCAUUCUUUCAAAUCCGGUUCAAGAGGACGAAGUGUCUGAAGAAUGGGAUAGAUUUGAAAGUCUUCAUGAUGACCCCUACAAUGUUGAUCGAACAACUAAUCAUUCCCUAAAAUACGAGAAUAAAAUUGAGCUGAAAUGGGAGAAAGGAGGUUCUGGACUUGUCUUCUACACUGAUGAACAAUUCUGGAGGGAACGAGAAAGUGUACGCAAAGAUGAGUUUUUCAAUGAGCCGGCUUCGUUUGAUUGGGAUGUAAAUAUGCAGCAUUACAGUGACGAUGACGAGGGGCUGGCUUAUGCUGGACCUGGUGGACCGGACUUGGACAGGAAACAGAUUGAGGACAUGCUCUCCUCCGAUUCGGCUGAUGAUGGUGCACACAAAUCGAAGCCUUCUUUAUCGCCCUACGGGGAGAGGAUAAUGCGGAAACAGGGCUGGCGUAGAGGACUUCGACUUGGUCAUCCGAAGCGCAAGGGCCUUCUAAAUCCUCUUACUUCCGAAGACGGUAUAACUUCAAGGAACCGAUCAGGAUUCGGAUUCGUCAUUCCAUCAAUUCGUCCCAGACUGAAAAGAACCCUUAAUCUUCCUGGAAACAGUAGUCAUAAUCAGGCGAAUCGAGUAAUUAUCAACACUCCCAGUAAUUCAGUGCAUGUCGGGGUCAAAUUUAAAUCUGGAGGCAUAAUCAAUAAUCCCAAAACUUGA